ACCACUUCCUUUUCUACCCAUGUGUUCUUCCCCAUCUUCACAGUAGACAGAAGGCUGAUGUCUCUGUGUCAGGCAGGCAUGAAGGCAGUUGCUGUAACUUUCUGUGUCCUCUGCUUUCAGUUUGAAGCCCUAUAUGGAGUUGACAGCUGCUCAUCAUGUGCAUGCAACAAUAUAGAUCAGGCUCACAUCUCUGAUGACCAGGUGAUGGUGGAAUUUGAAAAUGGAAACUUCCAUUUCACGUUCCCCAAUCCCAAAAAUGUGAGUGAAUUCAGCAUGACCCUCUUCAAAGGGCAUGAAAAGAAGGAAAUCUGUGCACUCCAUUUGAGCAAAGAGAGAGUUAUCUUCCAGAGUAAUGUCACCUACUGUCAGACACAGAAUUCAAGCAGCAGCACCACUUUCAUUCUUAAAGAUCUGGAGAGAAAACAUAUUGAUGUUUAUACAUACUGCCUGGAGAUAUUCUUACCCCCUCCUUACAUAGAGUGCUGUCUGAAAGAAACCUAUUUGUACAUCCAAGAUAAGGAGGAUUGCUUUUCAUUUGGACUCGUGCCAUGGGUUAUUAUUGGUGUGAUCAUUUUUGCUGUUUCCUGUGUCUGCUGUGUUGUGGCCUGUUGCUUAAGGAACAAGAAUCAGAAUUGUGAAUCCAACUCCCUUGAGUACAACAGCGAAUACAUGCCCAUGGCAGCAGUGAACGCAGCUAAAAAGCCAAGAAUCUGAGGUUGUGUUAAGCCCAGCUGUACCUCUGCCUGUGUCUGCUGCAAGGCUUGCUCUGGGAAGGGAAGAACUGCUUGCUGUGUCUGCCUCUGAUUCUGGGUGGGUGGCUGGAUGCCUGGGUCGGACUGUUAAAAUAGCUUGUUAAUGGAGAUCAUGCUGCCCCCUUGCAGGAAGACAAAACUAAAAGCAAAAUCUCUGGAAACCUUUUGAAUCUUAGCGCUGGGCUGGUUCCUAGAAAUGCCACUGCUUCAUGUCUGUGCAAAGCAAUGAUCUUAUGCAUGAGGAAGAGAUGCAAGACUGUUCUGUUCAGAUUCUUGAGAUGAUGCAUGGUACCAAAAAUCUCUGUGGGGAAGUGAUUUACUAGAUUUAUGAAUGUUACUGGCUAAGGGCAAAUAUUCUGCAGAGAAUGAGGAGCUUCCAUAACUACUUAAACCCUACAGAAGCUACUAGACAAGCACUUCUGGAUACAGAAGAAAAGCAGAAUUUGGACUUAUUCAGACAUGAAUGCUGCACAUAACUGAUUCUCCAUUUCUAUUCUAGGAUUAAGUUGUUUGCGGCAUGGAAAUUUUGGAAGCAGUUUUCCAGCUACUUGAACUUGGACGAUGGGAAACUAGCAAUUCCCCAUCUUUCCCAGCCUCCCUGAGCUCUCAUGAUGGCCCUGUGCUCAGUCAUGUGACACCCACUGUAGAACUCUUCUGAGCUGUGUUUUGCUCUAGCCUUGUUUGUGAACUGGAACCCUGCCUGAUCCACUGACUCACGGACACGAAAUGAUAGAAAGUUAAAGAUGUCAGCUUUUAGUUGAAGAAAAUGUAAGAUUCCUGUAGUGCUGCUACAGAAAGAACUUUUAUUUUCUAGUCUCCUUUAUGGUAAACUUUCCACUGGAGAAAAAAAAAAAAAGACUACCUCCAAAGCCAACCCUUGUGGUACAGCCAUACUGCCAUGUAUUGCACAUGCCCUUUUUUUAGGGUUAGUUUAGCAGGGGAACAAAACCUGAGACAGAACAGCAGAGACUUCUCUGUGACAGUUAUGUGCAUCUGCAUUUUUUCUAUUUGUGCUGUCAAUACAUCUUUGCCAUUCACACCUUGAGGCUCCUCUUAUUUAACAAAAUCCUGAAUGCUUUUACUAACAGAGGAAUAUAUUACAAAAUGGAUAUAUUGUAAGGCUGCAAUUUCUCCUUAGGUCAGUUCAAACCUACAAGAUCUGUCUCUAAUCUUGGAGGUACAAUCUCCCCUUUUCAUGUCUUGCAGCACAAACACAGCACGGUCCCUAUGGUCAGUAUAUUCAUGGACUCUGCAUUGCAAUUAUCUUCCUCUUAUCAUUUGACAUGAAACCUUUACAACUUCCCCAGAGGGUUCAGGGGUUACUUGGCCUGCCUCAAAUUGCUCAGAGCCUUCAAUAUGAAUGAAAUUAUCAAUCCUUCAUGCUCUAUGUGAAAUUCAUCAAACCUCAGAUCAUAAAUGACCAGCUGUGAAUCCAGCCUGCAUAUCUUGCCAGACACCUUUGGGCUGCUGGAACCAGAGUGGUACAUUGAUUCUAAACCUCUCUGUAAUACAUUAGAAAAGCCCAAAUACUGGUCAGAGGAUACUAUUGAGAGAGAUAAACAGCCUGCUUCUCUGGCACACAGAAGCUGGUUUCAAAUUUGAUAGGGCAAAUGGGGACAAGGAGGAAAUAAGUUGGUACAUCAAGAACAGGGUUUUCCUCAACAAACACCUGGAUAGACAGAAGUAUUGCAGAGAGAAGGUGCAAACUGCAAACUGUGACACUGAAAAUGAGUAAAGCAUCAAAUCAGGCAGGGACUGCCAGUUACACAGCCCUGCUCAGCUAACCAGCUCCUGGGCAGACAUGGAGAGGGGAACCCUGGUGUAUUGGGUCAUAUUACAUUUUCUCCCACCACUCUUUGACAAAUUACUUGACCUCUCCAGCAAACUAAGCUUGCCUCUGUACAUCCAUAAAUACAUUGAUUUCAUGAUUUAAAAAAAAAUAUUGAUGACAUUACUGCGUUUGAAAAUUAUUGGUGAAAAUAACUAACAUCUACUACCUGUGACAAGAACUGGAUGCAAGAUCCUAUGUAAGUGUGGAGGGUUAUCCUCUGGAACCUUUCACCAGACUGAGAAGAAAAUUCAAGAAAUAAAGUGUUUUUGAAAGAAGGAAAAAUUUGAGGUUUGCUUUGGGAUGCAGCUGGAUAAACAAUAAGUGAUGGAAGUCUGAAAAAGCAGUUCAAAAUACAUACAUCCUACACGGGAGAGAUAGAUAACUUACAUUCAUUGUAACAAAGCUUGUGGAAGUCUCAGGUUCCAUUAUUCCUUUCUUUUUGGAAAAAGAAAUUUUUAUUCUUAAUAAAACAUUUUUUUUUAUUAUGUCA
This is a messenger RNA of Serinus canaria (Common canary), 3073 nucleotides long. Its product is annotated as inducible T-cell costimulator-like. Lineage: Eukaryota; Metazoa; Chordata; Aves; Passeriformes; Fringillidae. The record is from RefSeq and is a predicted model, not a curated record. The transcript is spliced from 5 exons. The coding region runs from base 58 to 714 and encodes 218 amino acids. Gene Ontology annotation, biological process: T cell costimulation; T cell tolerance induction; cell-cell adhesion.